Amaranthus tricolor (Joseph's coat) is the source of this 2955-nucleotide messenger RNA. RefSeq names its product MND1-interacting protein 1. Lineage: Eukaryota; Viridiplantae; Streptophyta; Magnoliopsida; Caryophyllales; Amaranthaceae. The record is from RefSeq and is a predicted model, not a curated record. The transcript has 2 exons. Bases 347 to 2542 code for a protein of 731 amino acids.
CCUGUUCAAACAUUUUUCUCCAGGUCGCAGUCAUUAGCCAAACAUAUUUCCUCUACAUUUCUGUUCUUUUUCUCAUUUACAGGUUUUGUCCAUGCUCAUCUAUACGCAACGGACCACAGAAAACGCUAACAAUAGGUCUUCAAUCUUCUCACCUGUGAGUUGAUUUUCCAUUGAAUUUCUCUAUAAAUUUAUUUUUGUCUCUAUAUUUAUUGUCCUUUAAUUUUAGAUCAAUUAUAAGAAAGAACAAAACUUUAUGUAAUUUUUCUUCUGAUUGAAUCCGUAUAAUUUUCCCCUUUUGUUACUCAGUCAUAUAGUGGUUUAAUUUUGUUAAGAUUGAAUCUUGAAUAUGGGUUGUACUGUGAGGGAAAAACAUAUUAGAACAAGCAGGAGAUCAAGAUCAAUGAAACCCACCAAUAGUGAUGUUGAUCAUAAUCAUUUAAGUGUUAUAAAUGAGAGAACUUCUGCACUCGCAAAAUCUAUGCUAGAAUCUGGGUUUAAACCUUGGAGUUAUAAUAUGAGUAUUAAUGAUUCUGUGCAAAAUGGUGGUUCAAAACCUAAUAGCCCAAAUUGUAGUAAUGCUCAUAACCCUGGUUUUGAUGAUUGUGGAUGGGGGUACUGUACUGAGGAGCAAUUAGAGGAGCUUUUGUUGAAGCAAUUGGAGUUUUUGUAUAAUGAGGCGGUUUCCAAGCUUGUUGCAUUAGGGUAUGAUGAUGAGGUUGCUCUGAAAGCUGUGUUGAGGAAUGGACAUUGUUACGGGGGUAUGGAUGUUUUGACUAAUAUAUUGCAUAAUUCAUUGGCUUAUUUGAACAGUGAGUGUUGUGGAAAUGAUGGGUGUUCUGAGGAAUCUGAGCUUGUUUUCCCGGAUUUGAGGCAGCUCGAGGAGUAUUGUCUUGCGGGUAUGGUUUGUUUGUUGCAGCAAGUUCGUCCACAUUUGAGUCGAGGGGAUGCAAUGUGGUGCCUUCUUAUGAGUGAUCUUCAUGUGGGUCGGGCGAGUACUAUUGAAAUUCCUAUGCUUCCUUUGCCUGGUAACGUAUGUGGUAAUCCUACGAGCAAUAUGGAAAGUGUUGGUACCAACUCUUCCAGUUCAGGAAUUAAUGUUCCUCCUGGGCUGUGUAAGUUUCAUGGGGGUUGGGGUUUCGGACAUGAGCCUGAUUCGGAGUUACCUAUCAAUGCUUUUGGGGGGCUUUUUUCGCGUUUAGAGGCUAGUAUCCAGAGAGAGAUUGAUUGUGCUGAGAGGUUUAAUCUCAGUCCUUCAAUGAAGUCUUUGUUAAAGAGGGAUGUAGCAGCCGUUGGUGCUAGGUUUCGCUCUAAACAGCAGCUGCAAACACAAUCUUCAGGCACUAGCUCUGCAAUUAACGGAGAUUCAUCGAAAGGAACUGCACCGACCGUUGAUGUGCCAAGUGAGCCAUCUGUGGAAUCUAAUGACAAUAACCAAGACAUUGUGAACUCAUUGUUGAAUAAAUUUCGAGAUUUGAAUCUGGAUGAGAAUUUAGAAUCUGUUUCAGAGGAUCAAAAAGAUGACAUAAUAUUGACUUUGUUACAUCAAGUAAAGGAUCUAGAGAAGCAGCUUAUUGAGCGGAAGGAAUGGGCUCACCAGAAGGCAAUGCAAGCUGCUAGAAAACUUAGCAGUGAUUUAACAGAACUUAAGCUGUUACGGACUGAGAGGGAUGAGACUCAGAGGUUAAAAAAGGGUAAGCAAACUCUGGAAGAUACAACUAUGAAAAGGCUAUCUGAAAUGGAGAAUGCUUUAAGAAAGGCUAGCAGUCAGGUUGACCGUGCAAAUGCAGCUGUUAGACAACUUGAGAUCGAGAAUGCUGAAAUAAGGGCAGAGAUGGAGGCUUCAAAGCUGAGUGCAUCUGAGUCAGUCACAACCUGCUUGGAGGUUGCAAGGAGGGAGAAGAAGUAUUUAAAGAAACUCUUGGCAUGGGAGAAGCAGAAAACAAAGUUACAAGAUGAAAUUGCUGCUGAAAGGCAGAAGAUUGCUGACUUGCAACAGCUGUUACUGCAGAUUCUUGAUGCUCAGAAACAAGCAGAGGCGAAGUGUAAGAGAGAAAUGAAGGAUAAGGAACUUGCAAUGACUCAAGUGGAGGAAGAAAGGCAUUCCAAGGAAGCGACUGAGAGCAACAACAAGAGAAAGCUUGAAGCCUUGCGCUUGAGGAUAGAAAUAGACUUCCAGCGUUACAAGGAUGACGUCCAAAGGCUAGAGCAGGAACUCUCUCGUCUUAAAGCAAGUGCAGAGCUUGUUGAGCCUCUAGAUUCAUCCGAUGCUAUCGUGACUGGAACUCCUGAAGCAACAAUAAAAAAUCAAGGGGAAACGAUUGCGAGGCUGCUCAGGGAAUUGGAUGAACCCGAGAAAGAAUGGACAGAGAGGGAAUGCCUGAUAUGUUUGAAAGAGGAAGUCUCCGUUGUGUUCCUACCUUGUGCGCAUCAAGUAAUGUGUGCUAACUGUGGUGAGGAUUACGGGAAGAAGGGAAAAGCGACUUGUCCUUGCUGUCGGUGCCCCAUUGAACAGAGAAUCCGUGUUUUUGGUGCCACCUCAUAGACACUCAUGGCGAAAAACAUUUUUUACAGCCCAAGCUAAAAACUUCAUCUGGUGAGUAAAUAAAAAGGGGGGGGGGGGGGGGGGGGGGGGGGCAAAAACUGUGUUAUAACUUAUAUUUAGACUUACAUAGAGUAUAUAUUUACAGAACCCUGUGAUUUCCAUACACUGACUUCCUUUGCCAGUUGGAACUGUACUAGCUCUUACAUACUUCUAGAAGUAUUGUUUUUGUUUUUGUUUUUGUUUUUGUUUUUGUUCUCCUUGGAUUGUUAUUGGUUACGGAUUGAAUGCUGUUAGUCGAUUUACUGUGAACUGUUCACUGGGAUAAUAGUUGUGAGAACUAUCCGAGAAGCAGAUGUUGGUGGGUGAUCAUGUAUGAGUUGAGACGCGUUCUUGAAACCAUUUUCGAUCUUAAA